AUGACCGUCCCCGCCAACCCCGAUGGGGCCGAGGACGUGAAUGAUUUCUUGCAGCGCAUUCGCGAGCUCGGCGAAAAUCGCGAUAAGCAUGAUGAAGAACGUACCAAGAAGUUGGAGGAGGAGAUUAUGCAAGGCCGGAAAGAGAGACAGGCCCGACGAGCAGAGCGAGCACGAUCGAUUGCCGAGUCACCAACGCUGAGCGCUUUCCGAUUGAGUGCCUCGUCACUCAGCCAAGUGUCUGCCAUCGAACCGCCCGAGCAACUGGAGCCCACCUUACAGACCUCAGAUCUGGACACUACAACUCCAUUUUCCUUGAGCGAGGCGCGAGAUCAGCCCGCGACGGAUCAGCGCCGAAAUUCCACCCAAGAAAAUGGAUUAUCGUCCCCCACACGAACAGUUCCGUCCAUGCCACGCAGCCGGGCGGGUACACUAUCAUGGCAGCAGCGCCCAUCCUCGCGAGGCCUCGGGAGCACUUCUCCUGGAGCAACAUCUCCCAGCCGGUCAAGUCAUCUCAGAAAUGCAUCCACCGCUUCUGACACGCCUGAGUUGUCCCGGGCCCAGAUUGCCCAGAGUCUCUCAUCCAAAGACCCAUCCUGGUUUCGUCAAACUCCAGAUCGGGGGGCUGGGUCACCCGCAUUGCGAAAGCCCGAGUCACGCUCGCAGAGCCCGUCGGAUUUGGGCCCUGCACGUCAGCUACCAGGAUUGAGUCGUCCCUCAACCGCCGAGGCCGAGACACCCGAGGAAGCGGAAACCAGGCCCCCUUCAGCGCCACAGACCGCUUCGUUGAUCGGCGACAGCAAACGGUUCUCGAGCGUGUCGUCGGUAGCCUCUGCGAGUGCACUCGCCUCUCCAAUUGCCCUUACAAAUUCCAUCAAACUCGACCCCUCGCAGAGCGAUACAACACACGACCAUGUCCUGCCCUCCCCGACCCAGCGUCGAAUGUCUCCAGAGCGGACACGCUCGACUUCACCCACCAAGGGAAUGGGUGGGUUUGUUCAAAGUGCAAUGAUGCGCCGUUCCGACAGCGUAUCGAAGCGAUGGAGUGCCCAGCUUCCGCAAGGGUUGAGUCGAAGUAACUCGAUUCGAUCCAACCGCAGUAGUGUGGCAGGACCAAGUAUUUCGACAAAUGUCAGCGACCUGUCUCCUUUGAAAACAACUCGAUUGACAGAGGACUUGGCCCCAGCUCCUCCGUCACAACGGCCAAGCUCAAGUCAUGGCGAUGUCCGCCCACCUCCGCAAGAUUCGACCGAGAGACCGAAAACGCCAUCCACCCCCUCACAUGAAAAGCGCGCCGAGAGAAGUCCCAAUCGGCCUAGCCAUUUCGCUCAUUCUCGCUCUGCUAGUUCCAUGACCGCGGAUAGUGUGACCGUUGAUACCUCCUCGGGCCCGUUCACUUCUCGGACUAUGGACCCUCGACGAUGGAGUCCCACUAAGGCGACCUGGCUGGAGAGCGCUCUCAACCGGCCAGAGUCACCCCGGGCGCAGAAGCCUCCACCACCUGAACAGCCAUCGUGGGUACGUGACCGGCAAAAUCGUGCCAGUGUUGACAUUGGCCGACUCAACAAUUUCAAAGAAGUGACCCCAAUCGGCUUGAUGCGAACACCGCCGCCCGGAGGUCACUUCCAGAAGCCCAGCGUUUCGGGAACUUCGGCGAUUCUCGGUGUGUCUGAGGCCACCCCAGCUCCACAAGAUACAGAGCCCGAAUCGUCACCUAGCUCUCCCGUCCCUGCACCUCUUGCCGUCUCAACCCCUGUCACUGCUGAGAGUGAGCCGUCACCAGCAGCCUCUCCUGUGCCUGCUCCACAGAAGCAAGCAGCGGUGUCGUCCGAAAAGGAAGUACAGGAUGUCGACUCGAAAAGUGAAACAUCUGCCCCUCUCGCCCUGUCGCCAUCGGAGCAAAAUGACAAGCCGGAAGAACUCAAGGUGCAGCUUCAAAAGAAUCCGGGGCAGACCUUUACCAGAAAAUCUCCCCCUCCGCCCCUGGCCACGAAGCCGAAUUUCUCGCUGCCCCUGAGGGAGCCUCCUCUGUCUAAACCGAAACCACAAUCGCCUGUGAUUGAUUUUCGGGCAAAUCUGCGCAAGCGCGAAGUCACCAAAGAGACCGGCCCACAGGCCGAGCCCGAGUUCAAGAACAUGUUUGGCAAACUAAGAAAGGCCGAGACACGCAAUUAUGUCGCGCCGGACGAGCUGAAGGGCAACAUUCUUCGAGGCAAGGCUGCACUCAACAACACAGGAGGGCCGGUCAAGACACAACGUGUGGAUGAGCUCAAGGACAGCAUUCUCAAGCGCAAGGAAGAAAUGAAGGCUGGCGGAGGGACCAUUAGGCGCAACACGCUGGAAGAGAAGGACGCACCGCCCGUACCCGUACCCGAGGCGAUAGCGAAGCGCCAAUCGAUCGCCUCGACCGCCAGCUCCAAACGCGAGGACGACAACUCGAACGCUAUAGCGAAAGCUCUCGACUCACCAAGCUCUGUGCUGAGAGAAACGACGAUCCCCUCCCCCGCCAGCUCGCAGAAGCGUCGACAUCGCUCUGCCAGAUCCGAGAUUGGCCGUCACCAGCAAGCCCAGGUCGGCGCAAGAGCGACAGGUGUAGAAGAUGCAUCCCCGAACCUCGAGACGCGCCGUGAAUCAGCUAGCUCACUCCGUGGCUUGCCAUCCUCUCGGCGAUCAAUACCCACGUCGCCUAUCGUGAAUCCCUACGCGUCUGCCAAGGGAAAUCUCGCCAGUCGUAUCAAUCCGGCACUUGCAGGCAUCCUCCUCUCCCGAUACCUCGCCCACGCCUCCGCGGCGCCGCUCACACAUAUGACGAAAGCCCGUGCCAGAGGACCCAAGAGAAGACUGCCAGGGGCCUCCGCCGCCCCAAGUGCUUCUGCUUCGAUCCCAUCCGCGCAGGAUACUACGGAGGUUGGUGCCAAUUCUACUUCUGAAGUCAAAUCCUCGCAGCCCCUUCCCGAGUCCGAGGUCUCCUCAGAGCCUCCCUUGGGGAACCUGCAUAAGGAAAGCUCGGUUUCCGAUACUGAAUCCGCUCAAGCAGUGAGCCCCAUAACAAAUCAGCACUCCCCCGGACUCAGAGUCAGCUUGCAGAAUACAGCCAACCAAGCGACGCAAUUUAGACCAGAUAGCACGACGCUCUUGUCUCCGACAUCACCCCUUUCUCCCGUCUCCCUUCUUUCCAUGCCUGACGCCAAUUUGGGCGCGUCCCCCAGCGAUCAUAGCGACAAAGAAAACUUCAUCGAUCCAGAGACCGACCAUUCCAAGGACGUGACCCCCGCGUCGAGCCCCAUCUCUGUCCAAACGUCCUUCCCCCCUAAGCCAAGCCCGUCGCCAUCACUGGCGCUUUCAUCGUCGCCCUCCACCCCCGUAGCCAGGCCGCAAUGGGUGCAGACUCCCCGGUAUUCCUCGCCAUCCUCGCCAUCCCCCCUCCGCUCGAGUAUCAACGACAAACAUGUGAUCACGCCAGCAACGCCCCCUCAGAAGCCACUUCCAGAUGUGAGCGUAGCGGCCUCUUCACCGCAUUCCAAGGCCUUGCCCUCUCCACCCGUCCCGGCCAAGCAAGCCAGCACCACCCUCAAUAAGCCCAAGCAUUCCCAUCAACUGUCUCGAAAGAUGUCUGCCCCAUCUCUGGUCGCGCAAGCCGCGGAAGCUCACGACAUCAUGGCCGUCUUUUUCAAAUCCUUCCCCAAUCCCAAACAUCGGAUGCACAUUGACCCCCAAUUGAUGUUAACGAAAGAAGUGGAAACGGCCAAAUUAAGGACGAUCAAGCACUUUACCUGGGAACUCACAGGGGAUGGCAAGAGAUACGAACUGCCCAUCAACCAGGAAUACGUCUUGUACGAGGGAAGUAUGUACCUGUGCCUGCAUGGGUAUGAGACACAAGGUCAAACCGGUACCGAAGUCUACCUCUGGUGCGGCGAUGAUGUUUCAGAGGCUGCUUUGGAAGCUGGUCAGAUCUAUGCUCGUAAGAUCAGCCGCGAAAAUAGCUGUAAACUGGCUGUGAUUCGACAAGGAAAGGAACCUGUGCGAUUCAUCCAAGCUCUCGGUGGGAUCAUCAUCACGCGUCGUGGAGCCAGCUCCCGAUCGAAUUCGUCUGCCUUGUACAUGCUUUGCGGUCGCAAGCACUUGGGCCAGAUGGCGUUUGAUGAGGUCGACUACUCGCUGCGGAGUCUCUGUUCUGGCUUUCCAUUCGUGAUCUCGGCGCCGUUCGGGAAGCUGUAUCUUUGGAAGGGGCGUGGGAGUGGUCCUGAAGAAACGGGCGCGGCUCGUUUGAUCAGCAUGGACCUGGGGCUGACAGGCGAGUUCGAAGAGUGUGACGAGGGCGAGGAGCCAGAAUGGUUCUUUGAAGACUUUGCUGGCUCUCAUGAAGGCAAUCCGCUGCUGUCCUCAACCUACUGGGCGCUGAAGCCUAAAUACCCUCAAUUUCGCGCGCGGCUUCUGCGCGUGGAUCAUGAGCUUGCCCAGCCUACUCGGUUCUGGAUGCGCCGUCCCGGGACAGGAUCGCCGGUCAUUCGGCCAAACGAUUCGGUGCAGGAGAUCGAGCCAUUUUGCUGCCGAGAUGUCACUGCGAAAGGCGUCUACGUUUUGGAUACGUUCUUCGAGAUCUACGUGAUCGUCGGCGACCAAGCAUCUCAUAAAGCGGCCGAUUUUUCCUCUGCUGUUGUCUUUGCGCAUGAGUAUGGUAUUCUUGCGGCCUCCCUUCAAGACCGACCUUUUAUUCCCAAGAGCUUUGUCUCCUUGGGUGGAAUUCCUGAUCGAUGUCAAAGUGCGUUCCGUAAAUGGAUCUCCCACAGAGUGGGUGCGCCAUGUGUGUUCCCGCUCGAUGUGGUGAUUGAAGCCAUCCGUUCACCCGGGCGAGUGGAUUGA
Molecule: messenger RNA, 4860 nt
Organism: Penicillium oxalicum
Lineage: Eukaryota; Fungi; Ascomycota; Eurotiomycetes; Eurotiales; Aspergillaceae
Product: putative gelsolin repeat protein
Exons: 5
Coding region: 1-4860 (1619 amino acids)
Biological process (GO): barbed-end actin filament capping; actin filament severing
Molecular function (GO): actin filament binding; phosphatidylinositol-4,5-bisphosphate binding
Source: RefSeq, a predicted model, not a curated record